UUCAACAACAAAACACGCAGCAUAUUCAUGUGUAAACUGAACUCUGCACAGUUACUAAUACUAAUAGUAGUAAUACUACUAAUACUAAAAAUAGAUGAGCAAUUUACUAUUAUGUGAUAUAAUGAGUAUUGUGUUAUUUAUGUGCAACGAUAUACAUUUACAUGCGACUGUAACGCAGUUUAGCUGUAAUAAGUUUACCCUUUCGGGUAUUAUAUGUAGGGUACGUAACCAAAAUUGCAAGGCAGAUAGGUGACAUAGCCAUACUAGGUCUAAAAUUAAGUCUGGGCAUAUCUAAAACUAUGGCAGCGAAAAGAAAAUUGCAUGAGCCAGGUAAUUCGUCAAAAAAUAACGUAGGUCCCCUAGCGAAAAAGGGACACUGGAGCCUUGGCCUAAAAGCGUCAAUGGAUGAUCCGGAACUUCGGGUGGAUAGGGACGAAAUGGUAGUAAUAAUCAAGGAUAAAUACCCAAAGGCAAGGUUCCAUUUCCUAAUUCUACCACAUGAGAGCAUACCUAACCUCAAAGCUCUCUCAAGGGACCACCUUCCUCUGUUAAAACACAUAGAGAAAAGGGGUGUGGAGCUAGCUGAAAAAUCAAGCAAAGCUCUGAAGUUUCGGUUUGGGUAUCACGCAGUACCGAGCAUGAGCCAUGUCCACAUGCAUGUGAUCAGCCAAGACUUUGAUUCACCCUGCCUAAAGACAAAGAAACACUGGAACUCGUUUACGACUGACUAUUUUCUUGAUAGUAAAGAUGUCAUCGAGCAGAUAGAACAAAGUGGCAAGGUGGCUGUGGACCAAAGUAAUGCUGGACAACUUUUGAAAAACCCUUUAGUGAAGGACUUUUGUCAAUCCACUCUCCAUUGGUGUUCGGUACAGCCACAUGUAAGCCAACUGUUCGAGCAGCAUUUAGUGUCACAGGAACACUUUGAUUUUUCAGUGUAGUGAGAUAGUGGUAGCUUCUAGAUGUGUUCUCUGAUUGGUUGCUGUCAGUAUUUGAAGAAAGACAAUCCGAUGUUCCGAUAUAAUUUGACUGAGUAUAAAUCUUCAGGGGAAUGCCUCCACCUAUCUUUGGCUUCAGUGUAUUCUUGAAAGAGUUAUUGAUAUCAAUAUGCUUGGUUAAUGACUGAGAAGUGCAUAAUUGUUCACGGUCAUGGUAACUUUUCUGUUCUCUUGCGAAUUCCCCAUUUUUCGGUCUGUGAGGCGAAUGCAACUUUCGAACAAGGAAUGCUUUAGGCAUUUUC
Priapulus caudatus is the source of this 1237-nucleotide messenger RNA. RefSeq names its product aprataxin-like. Gene Ontology annotation, biological process: double-strand break repair; single strand break repair. Gene Ontology annotation, molecular function: DNA 5'-adenosine monophosphate hydrolase activity; single-stranded DNA binding; double-stranded RNA binding. Lineage: Eukaryota; Metazoa; Priapulida; Priapulimorpha; Priapulimorphida; Priapulidae. Gene Ontology annotation, cellular component: nucleus. The transcript has 6 exons. The record is from RefSeq and is a predicted model, not a curated record. The coding region runs from base 300 to 938 and encodes 212 amino acids.